AUGUUUGCUUCGGCCACAGUUCCAAAACUAUUAGCUAAUCUAGUAGCUGCAAAUAAUAUGAUUUCUUUCAGUGGAUGCUUUACCCAAAUGUAUGUCUUUAUCUCUUUGGGUGUGACUGAAUGCUAUCUUCUUGCUGUAAUGGUCUUUGAUCGACAUCUAGCUAUCAACAAUCCUUUACGUUAUUCAACCUUAAUGACCCAUGUUUCUUGUACUGGGUUAGCCAUUUUUCCAUGGAUUAUUGGAUUUGGUACUGUUUUAAUCCCCACCAUCUCCACGGCACAUUUGGAAUUCUGUGGUCCUAAUGUAAUCGACCACUUUUUUUGUGAUUUUGCUCCUCUGCAAAAGUUGGCAUGUUCAGAUCCCUUCAUCAGCAUCCUGUCUAUAAUUGUUGCAGCUGUAUUUAAUGUUGUUGUACCUUUUCUUAUAAUCAUAGGAUUAUACAUCCGUAUCAUCACAACUAUUUCAAAGAUUCGGAGUAAUGAGGGGAAGCGAAAAGCUUUUUCUACUUGCACAUCUCAUCUAAUUGUAGCUAGCCUCUUUUUUGGAACAGCCAUCAUUGUGUAUGUCAAUCCAAAAGGAACUAAUUAUGAUAAAUACCUUGCAUUCAUGUACACAGCAUUCACACCUAUGAUUAACCCUUUCAUAUACACCUUGCGAAACAGAGAUGUAAAGAAAGUCUUUAUGAAACAUCUUCUUAAAGCAGCUCUAUUGUAA
Nanorana parkeri is the source of this 714-nucleotide messenger RNA. Its product is annotated as olfactory receptor 6N1-like. Gene Ontology annotation, biological process: G protein-coupled receptor signaling pathway. Bases 1 to 714 code for a protein of 237 amino acids. The record is from RefSeq and is a predicted model, not a curated record. NCBI's taxonomy places the organism in Eukaryota, Metazoa, Chordata, Amphibia, Anura, Dicroglossidae. The transcript has a single exon. Gene Ontology annotation, molecular function: G protein-coupled receptor activity; olfactory receptor activity. Gene Ontology annotation, cellular component: membrane.